UAUCAAAAAUGGGUGUAAAAAGGCAUAAAAUUGCCUUUAUAAUCACUUUAAAGUUAUUGAUAAUUCUAAAGUAGAUUUUACAAGGAAUGUUAUUUUAAAGUUUAUGGAAAGUCAGUACAUUAAAUACACCAUUUAUUUUGGGAAUUAGAUUUUAUUCAAAAGUUGAUUUGGUGUUAAUUGGAUGACUGUUGAAUUAAGUUGUUAAAAUAUUUGAAAGUAUUUUUAAGAACACGGUAUUAUGGGAUGUGUUGAAUUAAUAAUACGACGAUACUGAGUUAACAUGAAAGUAAAUGUACACUUAAAAUCGUUAAAUAUUUGAUCAAAGCUUAGCGCGGCUUUUAAAAAUUCAAAUUGGAAAUUAUCUUAAACAAAACAUUUUAAAGAUAAAAAUAAUAUCAUUUUAAUGGAUUUAUGUUUGACUUUAUACUUAGGCGUCCAUUUUUAUGAGAAUAUCUUUGAUCCGUUAUCUACCUAUGUAAAUGGUAUAAUGUGUGAUGCUACGUUAUAAAGUAAUUAAAAAUAUAUUUCAAGUACGUGAAAGAAAAUAAGGACAACAAAGUUUAGUUUUGAGAGACUAAAGAGCAUUUAGCGUCACAAAAAAACGGAAAGAAAGAUAUUUGAUAAAUAAAAGUUGUGGAUUAAAGUCUGGGUUAAAAAGUAUGUCUGCACCAAUUUCAAUGUCGGAAAUAGAAGAGGGAUACGAAGUGAAAGAUGAUUCUAGACCAUUCUUCCAACGUCAACCAUGUGAGGUCGGCAUUUAUAUUUCUGUGUAUGAAGCGACACCUAUCGACGAAAAAAGCAUUGGUUUACCACAUUUUUUCCGGAUGAAUACAACUGACAUAUUGUACGAGGAAUUCCGAAAAAAGGAUAUUGUUAAAAUCAGAGCAACAUUUGAACACGGAAGAAAACUGACGGACACGUACAUAGAGAGAUUUGAACCAGGAAUUGUAAUGGCAGUAGGUUUCGACACUGUAGAAUCUCUCAAUUCUCUAUGGGCUAUUCACCGGCGAGGGGAAUUGACGUCAUUGAUACAUGACGUCUUGAUUACGUCAGAUGUACUGAAAGCAGCGUCCAUCACUGCAAUUACCAUAGAGACAAAACUUUGGGAUGACGAGUAUGAUGUGUGCAAACAUGACAUUUCAUCCAGGUCUCCUGAAGUGCUCGACAUCCAAUAUAGGCAGCACGACCUAGAUAUGGUGAAGAGGUUGAAGUCUUAUCAAAGUGUCAUUGCCACUGAACUCUCGUCCAUGCGAGAUCUCGACAACGAGAUGGAACUAAAUCGAACAGAUUUUAUGAACUGUAUUCGUAAUCUGCUACCAAACGACACGGAACAAAUUUCUACUUUAAGCGAGUAUGAAGCUUUAGCUAAAUCACAAAAGGCGCGAAAAAUGUAUUACAAAGACCUGCUCGAUUUAUAUUCCACGAUUAUUAAAACAUGGCGCGUCUACUACGACACAUUUCUCUCGGAAAUGGCCACCGAAGUGACGCAUCCGGAAAUGGAAAGGAAAAUUAUCCAGAAAGAGGCUCCUAUGUUUCUCGGAUUACUCAGCCUUGUUCCUUUGGGGGUGGACAGGUUGGCUGAGAUUGAUAUUUUAAUUGACGAAUACAUUCGGGAGUUUAAACUUGGUAACGAAUUGGUCUGACAAUAAAUAAAUGAUUAAAAAUAAAAAGAAAAGCCUGCCAAGAUUCACAUGUUUAGUAUUAUUGUGUAAGACAUAUAAACAAGACACUAUAGGGCCAGUUGUAAAUA
Molecule: messenger RNA, 1750 nt
Organism: Ruditapes philippinarum (Manila clam)
Lineage: Eukaryota; Metazoa; Mollusca; Bivalvia; Venerida; Veneridae
Exons: 5
Coding region: 660-1643 (327 amino acids)
Source: RefSeq, a predicted model, not a curated record